Sphenostylis stenocarpa is the source of this 402-nucleotide messenger RNA. NCBI's taxonomy places the organism in Eukaryota, Viridiplantae, Streptophyta, Magnoliopsida, Fabales, Fabaceae. The record is from the annotation of a GenBank genome assembly.
AUGUGCUCAAUGAUAAGCGCGCAAGGAGUGGCCGUUGCCACCGCCAUGGCUGUCUCCGGCACGGUCAUCCUGCUCGCUCUCCGCCUGCAGAAAUCUUUCCCGCCUCCCCACUUCGCUGUUCACGAAAUCGCUCCUUCUCCGCCGCCGGUUCUACGAUCUUGCAUAUCCAAUGCUGGGAAGAAGAGCAAAAGGAAGAAGAUAAAACGCGUGCACUUUGCGGAGGACGUGGUGGAGUCCUGCAGAGACGGACAGGAGUUCAGGAACCGAAACUUGCGAUCGAAGAAGGUUCAGAAGAGUUUUAACCAGGAGACGAAGAUUGGAGAAAUGCCCACGAACAGGGUAGCUUUGUAUAACGGGAUUCUUAGGGAUCGUGUGGCCCAGCGAUUGGCCUACUCUUGUUGA